Molecule: messenger RNA, 1691 nt
Organism: Trichobilharzia szidati
Lineage: Eukaryota; Metazoa; Platyhelminthes; Trematoda; Strigeidida; Schistosomatidae
Source: the annotation of a GenBank genome assembly
UGACUCUUGAACAGGGAUAAUUUUUGCAAUAUUGUGGUGGUAACUUGAGUUGAAAAGUUGGGGAAAUAUAGUUUUAAAAUUAAUUUUAACAUUGGUUUAUUCAUAAGUCUACAAAAGACACAAAAAGGCGGGAUCAGAUAAUUCCAAGAACGGCUAUCUACCAUAAUGAGUGUUAAAGGAUUCUUUAAAAAUGUGUUGAGCCCAGAUGCAAAAGGUGAAGAGGAAGGAACAACCACUGGUGGCACUGCUACUGCUGGAAUGAGCAAUUUCCUCUCGGGUACAUCAAAGUUUUUAGAUUCCGUACAAACCAAAAAGAAUGGCUUGAUUAAUGAUAUAUCUAGUAAAUUGACUUCAUUUAAAAUACCCGGAGAACAAUCAACGAAUGAAAAUGUUAAGAAAAAGAGGUCAAAAGAACCUGGGGAAGGCGGUGACGGUGAUGAUGAUGACAGUUCUGCUAGUGAAUAUGGAGAUGAUGGUGAUCGUCCAAUGUAUGCUGAAGUAGCUCCUUUAGAACGACAAGUGUCAGUGGAAAGUGUCGAUAGUCUACCAGACGAUGAAGCGGAGAGGAGGAAGGCAGAUAUUCGUGCCUUGGUUUCUAAUCUGUUACAACAAAGUCGUAUAGAUGAGAAAUCGGUCAAAGAUUUCCGUGAUUUCAUCAUGAGACAUAGUGGUCGUUCAAGAUUUGCUAAGGAGUUGAAAUCUCAGACUAGAGCAAUGAAAGCUAUAUCGAAUCAAAUACUAGAACAGCUGGCAUUAUUCAUUGGACCGUUAUUAAAUCAGUGUAAUGAAAAUGAAGACUAUGCGCCAGCCUACAUAAUCAUGCAGUUAAGCUUUACAUUAUACUAUGAAAGUGUUUCACCGAAUGUCAUAGUCACGCAGAAGUAUCUUUAUGCAUUACUGAAAGAACAAGUGAUUUGGCAAUCGAUGAGAUUUUGGAAUGCUGCUUUCUUCAUUGCAUUACAGCGUGAACGUGCUGAACGUCAAGCUUACAUUGUUCAUGAAAGUGAAGACCCAAUAAAAGCGGAGGCAGAGUUUCAGAAUGAUAUCGCUUAUACUCAAUUGAGUAAAUUUCUCUGGCGAAUGUAUACCUUAGGAAUAGGACAUGAAGCCUGCUUGGACUUUUUACGUAAACAAGCCAGUGCAACUAAUUUACCUGCUGAUAUGGUCAAGACAAUUCAACGAAAUGUUCAACACUUCUUCGAGACUGUUAGUCAUAAUGAAACCUCUUCAUAAUUUGCAUUGUUAAAGCAUAUUGACUGAUAAUAUAAGAUUUUUCAAAACGACCUACAUGUGUCAUAUAUAUAUACAUAUUUAUUUAUUAAUUAAUUAUACGCUUCAAUUGCAUAAUGCUCAUAGUAUAUAUCUAAUCAUUAUGAAUAAGUAAUUCUGUGAGGGGAAUACUAUCUGUGAUUGGUUCCUUUGGAGAAACUUUAUAUCAAUGUAUAUCUACCUAUCUAUCUAUCCAUCUAUCUACCUAUUUACUUGUCCAUUCACGUCUAUUGUCCUACUGAGGAAGAAAGCAAAAUGGCAGAACCGAUUCUAAUCAUCAUUAUCAUUCCCUUAUCUUUGAUGUGUUUGUUUAUUUCUGGUUGACUGGUUCCCUAUUCAAAUAGUAUAUAUCUUGCCUAUACUUGUAUCCACGUAUUGGUGUAUGCAUGUGUGCGUCAGUGCGUCAAUGUGCGUGUUUGUGU